This is a messenger RNA of Salvia hispanica, 2233 nucleotides long. It is a transcript of the gene ATSLY1, whose product is annotated as Sec1/munc18-like (SM) proteins superfamily. Gene Ontology annotation, biological process: vesicle-mediated transport. NCBI's taxonomy places the organism in Eukaryota, Viridiplantae, Streptophyta, Magnoliopsida, Lamiales, Lamiaceae. The record is from RefSeq and is a predicted model, not a curated record.
GAGACGUACAACUUAUUGACUAAGCAAAAACAUUGACACAAAAUUCAGAUCUCUCUGUCCAAGCUGCGAAAAUACACAAAAAUUACUCAGCAGGAAUGGCGCUAAAUCUCCGGCAGAAGCAAACCGAGUGCAUCAUUAAGAUGCUGAAUCUGAACCAGGCUGUGGGCACCGUCGGCGGAACGGCGAACGAGGAGGUCUACAAGAUCCUGAUCUACGACAGAUUCUGCCAGGAUAUACUCUCUCCGUUGAUCCACGUUAAGGAUUUGCGGAAGCACGGAAUCACGCUAUAUUUCCUCGUCGAUAAGGAUCGGAAUCCCGUCCUCGACGUCCCCGCCGUCUACUUCCUCCAGGCGACACCACAGAACGUGCAGCGGAUCGUCGCCGACGCAUCCAGAGCGCUUUAUGACUCCUUCCACCUUAACUUCUCCUCCUCCAUACCCCGCCCGCUCCUUGAAGACCUCGCAACCGGAACAAUGAAUUCCGAUUCGAUUCAGAGGAUCUCCAAGGUGCAUGAUCAGUAUCUGGAAUUCGUGACUCUGGAAGAUAACUUGUUCUCACUUGCCAAUAAGAAUUGCUAUGUUCAGUUGAACGAUCCAUCUGCUGGAGAUAAAGAGAUUGAGGAAAUUAUUGAAAAGAUUGUUGGAGGAUUAUUCUGUGUUUUGGCGACCCUUGCAGUUGUGCCCGUUAUUAGGUGUCCUCGUGGAGGCCCAGCUGAGAUGGUAGCAUCCUUGCUGGAUCAGAGAUUGCGUGACCAUUUGCUGGCAAAGAACAAUUUGUUUACCGAGGGUGGCAACUUUGCCAGCUCAUUUCAGAGACCGAUUUUGUGUCUCUUUGACAGAAAUUUUGAGCUGUCCGUGGCUAUACAACAUGACUUUAGGUAUAAGCCACUUGUUCAUGAUGUGCUUGGUUUAAGGCUAAAUAGGUUGAAUGUGAAAGUAGAGAAAGGUGGGAUGAAAUCAUAUGAAUUGGAUCGCACUGACCCAUUUUGGACAUCAAAUGGGUCUCUGGAGUUUCCUAGAGUUGCUGAGGAAAUUGAUGCACAGUUGAAUAAGUACAAGAAAGAUGUCGAAGAGGUCAAUAGGAGGACAGGCGGCGACGAAGCUCAGUUUGAUGGGACAGAUCUAGUUGGCAACACAAAGCAUCUCAUGAAUGCAGUUAAUUCUCUGCCUGAAUUGACUGAGAGGAAGCAAGUCAUUGAUAAGCAUACUAACAUCGCUACUGCAUUGUUGGGUGAGAUUAAGGGGAGGACUCUUAAUGAAUUUGCAGAGAAGGAGAGCGAAAUGAUGGUCAGAGGUGGGAUUGAUCGUAACGAACUUCUUGGUGUGCUCAAAGGCAAAGGGGACAAGAUGGACAAGUUACGAUUUGCUAUCAUGUUUCUCAUUUCAACAGAAACCAUCCCUCCAUCAGAAAUUGAGGCGGUGGAAACAGCACUUAGGGAGGCUGAGGUUGAUACGAGCGCAUUUCAGUAUGUGAAGAAGAUAAAAUCAUUGAAUGUCUCCCUGGCAUCAGCUAAUUCUGCAAGCAGGGGCAACAUUGUUGAUUGGGCAGAAAAACUCUAUGGGCAGUCAAUCGGUGCUGUAACUGCUGGUAUGAAAAACUUGCUGUCCAAUGAUCAUCAGUUGGCUCUAACCCGAACAGUUGAUGCAUUAAUGGAGGGAAAACCCAACCCCGACAUUGACUCGUAUCUGAUCUUUGAUCCCCGCGCCCCAAAGUCAUCCAUGGGCUCAAGCGGCAGCCAGAUGAAAGGACCAUUUAAAGAAGCUAUAGCAUUCAUGGUUGGUGGUGGAAAUUAUGUGGAGUACAUGAGCUUGCAAGAGCUCGUUCAUCGCCAGCAACCUCCAAAGCAUGUCAUCUACGGGACCACCGAGAUCCUCACAGGAGACGAGUUUGUGGAGCAGCUUGCAGUGCUAGGGCGGAAAAUGGGUUUAGGAAGUGUUCCACCUAGCGCUGGCAGCUCAAAUAGGUAAAUGUGUAUGAACACCAUACAUUUUUGCAGCGGUUGUUUCUUUAAAUGGAUAUAUAGUGCUUGAAGAUAUGCAUUGGACUUGAUUGAUGAAUCUGUGGAAAUUGCCUACACUUCACUAUACUGCUGUGUUGUUUAAGCUUGUGUAUCAAUGCUUAAUUCUUGUUAUUAGGUUAUCAUGUUGUUUUACUUUUACCUAAUUCUCUUCAUAGUUUGUUGCAUAUGGACUCAAGUCUUGUAUCAAAUUAUUCCUCUCUUUUUUCUCUCUCA